AUGAAGCGCCACUUGGUCCAAUACGCACUAGCAGCCCAAAAAGUCCAACCAAUUCCUCAAACUGCCAUUGACAUAAAGAAGAACGCUCAUUCGUCCCUGCAAGAUAGUCGUAUGGGUGAUCUUGCGAAGAAUAUGGGCUCCUGCAGGCUGGACAUAUACCACCUUCCAAAUGAAAUUUUAGUUGAAAUUAUCUCGUGCUUCAUUCCACGUGGCGGCCUCUGCGUCUCAAACCACCCCGAGUACCAAUCCGACUUUGCCACAAUUGGGUCGCUUCUGAGGGUCAGUCGCGCGGUGAGAGACGAGAUCUUUCAUCGUAUAUUCAAUCUACCAUUACAUAUUUACAUUACGAGCGGAAACGAAUGUCGCUGUCAGUAUGGGACGAGGCCUUUCGACAAGACAUCCUUGGGCAAGGCUGCCGCUCUCCCAUUGCGCAGAUUCCAAGAGAUUGUUGUGACUUUUGUUCCAUACUUUUUGAAGCCGCCAUGCGGCCACAGUAACCAGGACGAAUGGAACGCUGAAUUUCUGAAUGGUGAAAGAGGAGUGCGGAAAUUCAGGAGAGAUAUGCAUUGCAUAACACGCCAGUCCUGGGUCCUCGCAGGAGCAAUGGAAAGACAUCCAGACAUAAGGGCGGAAGGUCUCCCUCGCUUCAGGUUCAGAUGGGAUGGAAGCAAGGGCGUCGACGAGGCAAAUAUGUCACGGAGGAUACCUUUAUGGGAGGUUUUGGUGCUUGAGUGGCCACUGGAGAGGUGGCGAUGGGUCGCCACUCCGGAGACCUUGCGCCAUAACCCGCACCAUCAGAUCGACUUGCCAGAGAAAAUCGUGACUGCAAUUGUCAGAAUCUUCAAGGUCGACCACGACUAUGUCAUAACCGGGGAUCCUCUGGAAGAGUGCUCGAGGCUGGUCGCUCGUUCUUGGAAAGGUCUCUGGCAAGGAUUUCAGACGGAUUCGACUUGGUCUAUUUUACAGUCCUCGUUCCAAGAGAACAGAAUCAACCUUCGUUUCAUCAUCACCGUCAGAAAGGAUGCAGGAGUCAGUGGUGCAGGAUGUACAUAUGAAGCAGAGUGCAUACUUCAACAGACGCGGACGUCCUGA
Molecule: messenger RNA, 1092 nt
Organism: Cladophialophora psammophila CBS 110553
Lineage: Eukaryota; Fungi; Ascomycota; Eurotiomycetes; Chaetothyriales; Herpotrichiellaceae
Exons: 1
Coding region: 1-1092 (363 amino acids)
Source: RefSeq, a predicted model, not a curated record